AUGGCCGAGCAGGAGGUUGACCAUGGCCGGUACACAGAUUUUGACUAUAUUCCCCUUAAAGCCGCGAAAGACAGCAAACGAAAAGUUACAAGAAAACGAACUCAACUGGAAAUGAAGAUUGGAGAAAAUUACCCAGCAGAAGGUCACUGCUCAAUAACGUGUUCAUCACCAGAAGAAAACUGUUAUCGCGUCUUGUCUUUUGGCGGAGCGCGAAGGAAAGAGGAGAGAACGUGGCAGGACGGAGCAGCAAUAACCGAGUUUAUCAUUUCAGCUGACGAUGAGGAUGUGUCUAUAAGCUCCAUUACAACUUGCAGGACAAAAGGAGGAAGUCUUCCACCGCUCCACGGUGCUGCAAUUAUUGAUCUCGACACAAAGCUUAUCAUGUGGGGCGGUCUCGAUCUCAAUGAGUACAGGUGUCGAGAUGACUUACUCGUCAUCACAGAACAACAUCAAAGAAGAGGAUCAGCCCUGUUCCAGAUAACUUAUGUAGAAACUCUUUGUCGAAAAACACCGUCCAGACAAGGGCACGACCUUCCACAUCAAAGCGGCCCAGUUCCUUCAGCAUUUUUUGGUUUGUUCUUAUUUACAGGAAGAACGGGACACACAUUGACGAGAAUUGGAGAAACUGAUAAAGCUCUUCUGUUUGGAGGAAUUUGUAUGGGACAGCGAAACAAAGGCUUUGGGUCCAGAUUUUGCAAGAGCUGCAAGGAUGGCAGGUUUUACGUUCUGAACACAGAAACCUUCGAGUGGCAGCACGUAAAGGUGCCUCUGAUUACAUCAAGGGCAUAUCACACCACAACAUGCAUCAGCAAAGAUUCAGAGUAUGUCAUAGGUUUGAUUGGGGGAGUUGUUUUUGAUGGAAACCUACCCAGCCACCGGGAAGCACUGAGUGAAGUUGCUAUUCUCACCAUGGACAAACAAUUUAAUAAUUGUACCUUACAAGAAUUGUCCCUAGCCCCCACUGUACAAAAUACUAGGGAAGUUUUUCUGUCAUCCCAUGCCACAGUUGUGCACAACAGUAGCAUAAUUGUAGUUGGUGGAAUACAAACUACUACAAAGGAAGUACAGAACAAAGCACCAAAAGCUCUAGCCACAGCCUACCGUAUAGACUUGCCUGGUAAACAGUAUGAAAUUCUCCCUAAAACUACUUCUGCACCUAUUUUGUUUUCAACUUAUGGCCAUUCUGUCCACAAUCUAAAACCAGACAAUACAAUCUUAGUACUUGGUGGCAGCUCCAGACAAAUUUCUUUGCUCACUGACAGAAGCUUCGAGCCAGAACCCUGUGAUUUCAUCCCCUGUACAAUUAUUUCUUCUUUACAUCUUAAUGACACAACCUGGAUUCAAUGCGACAAAUGCAAAAAAUGGUACCACACACAUUGUAUAAACCUAGAUAAAGUUCCAGAUGGGCAGUUUUUUUGCUUUAGUUGCAAGAAAUAAUUGACAAUUUGAUGUCACAAUAACAUGUGCUUAUACAAAUCACACAAAUCGGUUGGUCAUUAACUAAAGUCAAGUUAUGAGAUAGUCCAACAAACAAUAUAAAUAUUGUAAAGCCAUCCAUGUCAGCAAAUGAACCGAUUUUUUCAUAUGAGAAAAAAAUACAGUAAUGCUAUGUGUACAUUUUUGUAUAUAAUAAUUAAUAAGGCCAUCUACCCUAUUCAUUAUAUAUAAUAAUUAUGCAUACAUAUCUGUGUUCUCAGUUCAAAUAUGAGGUAUUUUGAACCCGUAAAAUUUCACGCAUUGCCCAUAAACAUUCUAACAGGUCAUGAUCAUUUCCAUUGAAAUCAGGUCUAAAGAAAUUAUUCAAUGGCAUGUGAUAUCAAAUAACAAACCAGUUUGAAUUAAGUUCUUGCUGUUAUGAUUAUAUAUUACUUUUUGUCAAAAGAUGAACUAUACAUGUAAGUUUUGAAUAACAACAAUUUUUGAACUCAACUUGUUUGCUACUAGCCAUGUGUCAUGAUUGAA
Molecule: messenger RNA, 1962 nt
Organism: Asterias rubens (European starfish)
Lineage: Eukaryota; Metazoa; Echinodermata; Asteroidea; Forcipulatida; Asteriidae
Exons: 3
Coding region: 1-1437 (478 amino acids)
Molecular function (GO): protein binding
Source: RefSeq, a predicted model, not a curated record